UGAGCCAGCCAGCAGCCGGAGCGCGAUAGCCGCCUGGGGAGCAUAGAUGUGCAAAACCCCUGGAAUAUCCGUGCGCUGGAGAGGCCAGAACCGACCACCGUGGAGGACCGUCUUCAUUUAGUCGUCAUAAAGGAAAGUGCCACGGCGAAAGCAUGGCGGUAGAAGAGGAAGGUCUCCGGGUUUUCCAGAGCGUUAAAAUAAAAAUAGGAGAAGCAAAAAACAUCCCUCCGUACCCGGGGCCAAACAAGAUGAGGGACUGUUACUGCACAGUCAACCUGGACCAAGAGGAAGUCUUCAGGACCAAGAUUGUGGAGAAGUCACUUUGUCCGUUCUACGGGGAGGACUUCUACUGCGAGAUCCCACGUAGCUUCAGGCACCUCUCCUUUUACAUUUUCGACAGGGAUGUCUUCAGAAGGGACUCCAGUAUCGGCAAGGUUGCUGUGAAGAAAGAGGACCUGCAGAAAUAUCACGGGAAAGACACCUGGUUCCAGCUACAACCUGUCAGCGCUGACUCAGAGGUGCAGGGAAAAGUGCACCUGGAGCUUCGUCUGAGUGAAGUCAUCACGGACAGUGGCGUCAUCAGCCAUAAACUGGCCACACGAGUACUGGAGUGCCAAGGUCUUCCGAUUGUCAACGGCCAAUGUGACCCCUACGCUGCCGUGUCCUUGCUAGGUCCUUCAAGGUCAGAAGCCAAGAAGACUAAGGUGAAGAGAAAAACCAACAAUCCACAGUUUGAGGAGGUUUUCUAUUUUGAGGUGACGCGGCCGUUGAGCUACACAAAGCGGCAGUUUGACGUUGAAGAGGAGGAUGUUGACAAACUGGCACUGAGGGUGGACCUGUGGAACGCCAGCAAUCUGAAGUUUGGGGAUGAGUUUCUGGGAGGUGUGCGUGUGCCCCUGCGGGUCCUGGGUCAGGCCGGAGUACACGACGCAUGGUACUUUCUGCAGCCCAGGGAGAACGGGGGGAAGUCUGUGAAGGUUGAUGAUCUCGGCUCUCUGCGUCUGAACAUCGUUUACACCGAGGACCAUGUCUUCCCCUCCGAACACUACACUCCGCUCAGAGAUCUGCUGCUGCACUCUGCUAAUGUCGAGCCCGUCUCAGCGUCCACAGCUCAUACUCUCGGGGAGGUGUGUCGAGAGAAGCAAGAAGCCGCCAUCCCUCUCGUGCGUCUCUUUCUUCAUUACGGCAAAAUAGUGCCUUUCAUCAGCGCCAUUGCUCAUGCUGAAAUUAACCGCACACAGGAUCCAAACACCAUUUUCAGGGGAAACUCGCUGACUUCUAAGUGCAUCGAUGAGACCAUGAAGCUGGCAGGAAUGCACUAUCUCCAAGUCACGCUCAAGCCAAUUAUAGAUGAGAUCUGCACUGAACACAAGCCCUGUGAAAUCGACCCCGUCAAGCUCAAAGAGUCAGAAAACCUGGAGACGAACAGGGAAAACCUUCGUCACUAUGUAGACCGCAUCUUCAACGUUAUCACAACCUCUGGUGUUCGCUGUCCCACCGUCAUGUGUGAUAUCUUCUUCUCUCUGCGAGAGUCUGCUGCCACUCGUUUCCAAGUUGACCAAGACGUCCGAUACACAGCAGUGAGCAGUUUCAUUUUCCUGCGUUUUUUCGCUCCAGCCAUCCUAUCUCCAAACCUGUUCCAUUUACGACCGCACCAUCCGGACCCUGCCACUUCAAGAACCCUCACCCUCAUAUCUAAGACGAUCCAGACCCUGGGGAGUCUUGCCAAGUCAAAAUCUGCCAAUUUCAAAGAGUCUUACAUGGCUGCUUUUUACGACUACUUCAACGAGCAGAAAUAUGCAGACGCUGUGAAGAAUUUCUUGGAUCUGAUCUCCACGUCUGGAAAAUGGGAUCAAAAGAGCAUUGAGACGCCAAUCAUGCUCAAAGAGGGGAGUGUAAAACUCACUAUAAAGAGGGUUGAUGGGAAGGGGUCAAAAGGCACGAAGGGCAGGUUCAUGAUAAAGAGAGCCCAGGGGAGAAAUCGGUUUGGAAUGAAAAACUUCAAGAAGAGAUGGUUUCGUCUCACCAACCACGAAUUCACCUACCACAGAACGAAAGGUGAGGGAGCUCUUUGCAGCAUUCCCAUAGAGAACAUUCUGGCUGUAGAGCGGCUGGAGGAGGAGUCUUUCAAAAUGAAAAAUAUGUUCCAGGUCAUUCAGCCAGAGCGGGCGCUCUACAUCCAGGCCAAUAACUGCGUAGAGGCGCGCGACUGGAUCGACAUCCUGACCAAAGUCAGCCAGUGCAACCGCAAACGCCUGAGCACCUACCACCCUUCAGCCUACCUCAACGGCCACUGGCUGUGCUGCAAGCUCUCAGCAGACACGGCUCCCGGGUGUACGCCCUGCACCGGCGGCCUCCCGGCAAACAUCCAGCUGGACGUAGAUGGUGACAGAGAGACCGAGAGAAUUUACUCUCUGUUCAGCACAUACAUGACCAAACUGAUAAAGAUGCAAGAGGCCUGCGGCAGUAAGUCGGUAUAUGACGGCCCCGAGCAGGAGGAGUACUCCACCUUCGUCAUAGACGACCCCCAGGAGACCUACAAAACCCUGAAGCAGAUCAUUUCAGCCGUGCAGACGCUGGAACAGCAGCACACCAAGUACAAACGCGACAAGUUCAAGAAGACAAAGAUAGGCAGCCAGGAGCAUCCGAUUGGAGACAAGAGUUUCCAGUGCUACAUCCGCCAGCAGUCUGAGAGCUCCACCUACUCCAUCUAGCCACAGCCCUGGAUCCGGUUUCUGUGAUGGACAAAACCAGCAUAUUUUUCUCUACUGCAGAAAAAUCCAACGAAACUGAGCUCUGUGUCUGGUAUUGAGUUUUAAAGCAUUUCUCUUGUCUAAAAUAACUUCCUUAAGACGCUUGUGGAAGCAAAGCAACCUUUCACCCCGAUCUGAACCUGUUUUGAGAAAAUGACAACUUUACGACUUGUUGCCAAACUCCAAGAGCCGCGUAUAUGGACCUACCUGCAGUUUCUCAAAGUGCAUCGCUCCACAUUCGGACAAACAGGCCUCACUUUUAGAAGAGAGAGAGGAGAAAAAAGAGGAGCACUUGUGGAGGAAAGGAGGGAUAUGAGUGAAGAGGUAACCGUCUCCUUUACAUGACGUGAUGAGAGAACAAAGGUUUUCACUGGACAGUUCUGACAGUGACCAGCACGCACUUUAAUCGCCUCCAAAUCUUCGGACGAACAAGCCUCACAGCACACUUUUCAGAAAGCGACUUUUACCUCUUUGAUUUGUGUGCGGUUAUUUUAAAUGUUGUUGAAAUUGUUACCUUUCAUUUGCCGUCUGACGGACGAAGCUCCAGACGAGAAGGAAUGACUGCAGCUUAUCCCCUCUGCGGGUGAUGUUAUACCUGUGUACCUUUCACUUUCAAGCUUCUCCCCCCAGCAUCUUCGGGAUACAAGUUCAGGGAGAGCCACAAAAAAACAAACAAAGGGAUCGUCGGGCCCAUUCACAGACCAAGCGACUUCAUUUAAGCUACCGAAAAUCUCUCCACACACAGUUAUAGCCCACAUUUUUAAACUCUUUUAAAAGAGUUUUCCACGUUUUGUUUUUAAAGCUUUGGUCUGUUUUGGUUGGUCGUCAUGCUCCAGUGUAACCAGUACCCAGGUUGGCAUUUCCCCCUCCCCUUGCACAGGUUAUGCUGUAAUCAUGGGUAAAUUACAUUAUUCAAAACCAGUUUCUUUAGAUGCAGAAAAUGUGCACGUGACAGAACAAGUCCUAUUUCAGGUACAGCUGUACAGUGUGGUGGACUAUGUUAUACUGAUACAAACAGAAUGGGAGACAGAAUAUUAGAGAACGCAGAGUACAGUGUAGUCCAGUACAAAACUGGCUUUAAUAACUACAGCAGAGCAGCUGUUUUGUGUCAUAAGACACAAUUUUCAUCACUCACUGUCCAUUUAUGGUGGAUAAAUAUAAUUAAUGUCAGAAAAGCAGCUUUAAUGAUGAAACGGAAAGACACUUUUCCCCGACACCCAGCGCUGGGCUAAGGCCCCACAGCUUGACACUAGAGGCCUGUUUCACUCCUGUGUAAGCAGGAAAAUAAGUAAAAGCCAGUGUACCCCCUUCAGCUAUCACAAAUGAGAUCAUUAACAGGGAUGUUUUAUUUUCAGAUACACUUCUAAUUAUUACACAAACUAACAUUUUAACCUGUCUUAGUUUGUAAUUGUGAAAUUGAUAGAGUGUGACUGAUUGUGUUGCCCCGCUGGUUACCUAAUAAUAAUGUGGUUCUUUUGUUUCUGUGAGUUAGCCUCCCACUCCCUCCGUACCUUGUCGUUUGAACUCUUAUUUAUAUGCAUUCCACUGAAAAGCUACCUGCUGUGAAGCGCCUCACAAUCUAUUGAAGGUACAGGAUUUAUUGUUGCUAGCCAGCUGUGUUGUGUUGUCCCACGCUUUUGCAAAGGCGGACGCAUUUUUUGUCUUUCACUCCGACAGUGCAUGUGAAGUGUAGACAGCAGCCUCUGCAAGCGACUACAAACCACGACUUUUGUAUUUUCCGAAUCCAAGUAUGUGCUUAUGUAGCCUCGCGGGUGUUCGCCCCCAUGGUCACAGGAUCCCAAACAGUGCCAGUUAUCACUUUUCUAAAGUUCCUUUUUGAAAUAUAUAUAUAAAUAUAAUAAAAAAAACAACAACAACUGUACUGUUUGUAAAACAGCUGAGCAACUAAUCCAAUUAUAUGUUUUUGUUUUUUGGGUGGGUCAAAUAAGGAAGGUUCUCAACAAUUUGACUCUGUUUUCUAUCUUGUCAUAUGGAAAUUUUCCUGUGUAUCUGAGCUGGAUGAGGUGUGUGUGUGUGUCUGUUAUGUGGGUGUGUGCUUGUUUUUGUUAGUGUGGACACAUGUGACUGACAUGAUGGGUUGUGUUGCCAAUUGAUCAAACAGUGUUACAGGUCAGGAAAGGCAGAUCACUGCCUGUAAUUAUACUGAAGACACUGUUACUUCACUCUUGGCCUGACGUAGCGUAUCCCCUCUUUCCUCUCAUAUACAAUCACUGUUUCUUUUCAAGAAGAUUUUGCCAAUCUAUUCUCCCCAGAUUUCUUAUGAACAGUAAAAAAAUAUUAAGAGAGCAGCCUGGGUUUAACCUCUUUCAGGUUUUCCUCCCCCUACAGGUUACUAACUCUCCUCAGGUUUAUGAAACUCAUAUUUAUUAUAACUUUCAUUCAAACCUUCCCAGAAUUCCCAGCAAAGUUGGUGUGGGUAUGACUCCUCCAACCCCGAUACCCAUAAAAGGAAUGAAUUAUGCAAUAACGGUGUUUCAGCAUGCAAUAAUAUUAACAAGCCCUCGAUAAGCCUGUCAAGUGAUCACAAAUUAACAAUGCACAUCUGCUGAUGUUUUGCAGUCAGAUGCCUCUUCAGAUAAACACAUAUUAUAAAAGGGAGAACAGUGUAUUUUGUACAAAUAUUUUAAAAGUAUUAAAAUAAGCCUGUUAUUUGUGUACAUAAAACAAUUGAAUGAAUGGUGAAAAUGUGAUGUGUUUUCCCCCGAGUAACCAAAUGAAACAAUUAUUAA
Neolamprologus brichardi is the source of this 5503-nucleotide messenger RNA. RefSeq names its product RAS p21 protein activator 3 (gene rasa3). Gene Ontology annotation, molecular function: GTPase activator activity. Gene Ontology annotation, biological process: intracellular signal transduction; regulation of GTPase activity; negative regulation of Ras protein signal transduction. The record is from RefSeq and is a predicted model, not a curated record. Lineage: Eukaryota; Metazoa; Chordata; Actinopteri; Cichliformes; Cichlidae.